Messenger RNA from Fulmarus glacialis (Northern fulmar), 1150 nucleotides. RefSeq names its product torsin family 1, member A (torsin A) (gene TOR1A). Gene Ontology annotation, cellular component: endoplasmic reticulum; endoplasmic reticulum lumen; nuclear envelope. Gene Ontology annotation, biological process: nuclear membrane organization; protein localization to nucleus. The record is from RefSeq and is a predicted model, not a curated record. The annotation marks the transcript as partial. Lineage: Eukaryota; Metazoa; Chordata; Aves; Procellariiformes; Procellariidae. Gene Ontology annotation, molecular function: ATP binding; kinesin binding; ATP hydrolysis activity. The transcript is spliced from 4 exons.
GAGGCAGAGGCCGGCGGGACCCCGUGCCCGUCUGCCUCCUCGCUGCUGACGGUGUGGUCUCUCCGUCCAGCUCUGCAGGAGAAUUUGGACAGGAAACUGUUUGGGCAGCACCUGGUGAACAAGGUGAUUGUAAAAGCCGUGAAGGGCUUCUUGAACAACGCCAACGCCAAAAAGCCUCUUGCCCUUUCCUUGCACGGGUGGACUGGAACUGGCAAAAACUUUGUCAGUAAGUUAGUCGCAGAAAGCAUUUAUAAAAGAGGUCUGCAGAGUGAAUAUGUCCAUCAGUUCGUGGCAACUUUACACUUUCCUCACGCUCACGACAUCGAUCUCUACAAGGACCAGUUGCAGUCGUGGAUUCGGGGAAAUGUGAGCAUCUGUCCCAGAUCACUCUUCAUAUUUGAUGAAAUGGAUAAAAUGCAUGCCGGACUCAUUGACUCCAUCAAGCCAUUCCUGGACUACUAUGAGCUUCUGGAUGGAGUGUCUUACCGACAAGCCAUCUUCAUAUUCCUCAGCAAUGCAGGAGCUGAAAAGAUAACAGAGGUGGCACUAGAUUUCUGGAGAAGUGGGAGGACGAGGGAAGAUAUACAGCUCACAGAUAUCCAAAAUUCACUGUCUGUGUCCGUCUUCAAUAACAAAAAUAGUGGAUUUUGGCACAGCACCUUGAUUGAUAGAAAUCUCAUUGACUACUUUGUUCCCUUCCUGCCUCUGGAAUACAAACAUGUGAAAAUGUGUGUCAGGGUUGAGAUUGAAUCACGUGGCUAUGCUGUGGAUGAAGACAUUUUAACCAGAAUAGCUGACGAGAUGACCUACUUCCCCAGAGAGGAGAGAAUUUAUUCAGAUAAAGGAUGUAAAACUGUGGAUGCAAAGCUGGAUUAUUACUAUGACUUCUAAUGCUUUAUUGCUACAACCUGCAAAGAAGCAAAUUUAACUUAAUCACGAAGUGGAGAACCCGAGACAUUUCAUUUUUAAGCACUUUUUAAGGAAAGGACAUUAUUUUUUAACUGGUGUGUAAAUAAGCGGCAGUGCCUCUGCAUUUUUGUUCUGUCACUAGUCAUGGCUCCCAAGUACUUCGGCCUUGUGUUGCCAAGGUAAGAACGAACUGUGUUGUGAAUGCGGAGGUCUGUGUCUGACAGUGCCGAAGACUCCUCUC